UUUAUCAGGAAACAAACUGUAUCAACAUGUCGUGGGUUUGUCGGAUGGAGUUUUGCUUGAUCAUGCGUCGUUCUAGGAAGUUUUCCCCGGUGUGGAAUAAUUUUGAUCUCGUGACGCCAAACAAGGUGAAGUGUCGGCUCUGCUCCACAGAGCUAUCUUAUAUCAAUAAGAGCACUUCAUCAAUGCUGAGGCAUUAUAGAGCUCGGCAUGGCAAUGAAGAAUUGGCAGAUACUCGUGAGAGUACCCCAGUUCCUAACAAGCAAGCAGUGGAUGAGGCAGUGGUCAAUAUGAUCAUCAAAGACUGUCAGCCACUCAGCUUUGUUGAAAAUGAGGGAUUCAGGGAGCUCCUGAAGCUUAUUGUACCCUUGUAUGCUCUACCAAGCAGGAAGACCAUCAAGGACUUGGUGAGCCAGAGAUAUGAGGAGGAAAAGGAGAAAACCAAAAAGGACCUCCAGAGUGCCGUUGCUGUUUCUUUAACAGCUGAUAUGUGGACGUCUAUGAAUAUGGAGGCAUAUCUAGCUGUUACUGGCCACUAUGUGGACACAGAAAGCCAUGAACUCCAUUCAUCAGUCUUGGCAGUGCAGCUUUUUCCUCAGAAACACACCGCAGAAAACAUUGCCACGGUUAAAAGGAGCCUCAUGGAGGAGUGGGGCAUAGCAGGAAAGGUCAGGUGUCUUGUCACUGAUGCAGCAGCAAACAUGACUUCAUGUGCUAGAAUGCUGCAAAUACGGCAUACCAUUUGUAUAGCCCAUUCCCUGAAUUUAAUUGUGAGAAAAUCAUGUGAUCAAAUCCCAACAAUAACUGAGAUAUGCAACAAAACACGACACAAUGAUUAACUAUUUUUUAGGGCACAAUCUCUGGAAAACUUUAGAUAUGGAGGUUGCAGAGACCCAGAAGACGACGAACGCAACAGCUGACUCCAUUAUUGAAGUCCAGCGCUACCUGGCAGAAACAAACACACCCAGAAACCAAGAUCCUUUACAAUAUUGGAAAUGGAACCAGAAAAUAUACCCACAUCUUUAUCAGCUUGCACUUAAAACUCUCUGCUCACCAUCAUCGUCUGUACCAUGCGAAAGAGUAUUUUCUAAGGCUGGGGAGCUGGUGUGUAAGAGGAGAAAUCGCCUUGGAGCAAAGACACUCCAAAAACUUUUGUUUCUCAAUAAAAAUUCAUAAACUAA
Scatophagus argus is the source of this 1178-nucleotide messenger RNA. RefSeq names its product E3 SUMO-protein ligase ZBED1-like. The transcript has 5 exons. The record is from RefSeq and is a predicted model, not a curated record. Gene Ontology annotation, molecular function: DNA binding. The coding region runs from base 27 to 836 and encodes 269 amino acids. Lineage: Eukaryota; Metazoa; Chordata; Actinopteri; Scatophagidae.